CCUGAUCCAUCCCCUGCUUGUUUUGUGCAGAGCUCCCUGGAACACCUCAUGCAGAUUCUGGACAGGACCACGCCCCACUACAUCCGCUGCAUCAAGCCCAACGCUGACUGCAAGGCAAUGACUUUUAAAAGAGAGGAGGUUCUCAGCCAGCUUCAGGCAUGUGGAAUAGUCGAAGCCAUCACCAUCAGUGCAGCAGGAUUCCCUGUCAGGAUCCCUUUCCAGCGUUUCACUGAGCGCUACGAAAUCCUGAGACAGUCCUGUGGGCCCAGUAAAACCAGAGUGUGUGAUAAAAGCAACUCUCACACUGCUGAGGGAAAAGGAGAGACUGCGGUGAUGGAGGAGGACAAAGCCUCACGUUCUGCUGCUCUUGAGAUCCUUCAGAAUGUUGUUGUGGGACAAACCACUGCUGAGCAAACAGGGAGUGGAGCAGGAACCCCCUCGGUGUACUGUGGGAAGACCAAAGUGUUCCUGGCCAGUUCUGUGCUGGAGCUACUCGAAGCCAGGAGAGCAGAGGUGUUAAAUGAGAAAGCAUUUUGCAUUCAGUGCUGCUGGAGGAGAUUUAAGCAGAGGAAACUGGCAAAGGAGAAACGGUCUGCAACUGUCAUCCAAGCAGCUGUCCGUUCCUGGCUGGCCAGGAGCCGGUUCCGAAGGAUGCGCGGGGCUGCCAACGUCAUCCAGCGCUGCUGGAGGAGAUGGAAGGCAAAGAUGGCCGCGCUGGCAGCGGCAGAACUGGACGAGGGGGAAGGGAAGGAGUUCCCAGCUGCUGGAGCCACGGUGAUCCCGGCCAAGCUGCCUUGUUCCUUGGACACAGCGUGGCCUCUGCAGGCCAUUGUCCAGUUCUGGCCCCUGGGCCUCGUCCUGGCUGCUGCCCCUGUCACUGCCACGGGGCCCCGCAGGGACCUGGCCCUGCUGGGCUGGCUCAGGGGGCUCCAGGGCAGCGGCAGCUCCAGGCUGGACAGCUCUUCCCUGGGCUGUGGCAUCGCUUCCAUCAGAGCUCUCCCACAGGGCUCUGUCAGGUUCCACUGCAGGAAGUCCCCCCUGCACUAUUCCAACGUCAGCCCCCACAGGGACGCCUGUUCCAUCACGGGAUUCAACCAGAUCCUGCUGGACAGAAAGGAACUCCUGCCCACAUAGGCCUGGCCCCUGCACACCUCUGCCCUUCAGGGACGGGCUCU
Empidonax traillii (willow flycatcher) is the source of this 1175-nucleotide messenger RNA. RefSeq names its product unconventional myosin-XIX-like. NCBI's taxonomy places the organism in Eukaryota, Metazoa, Chordata, Aves, Passeriformes, Tyrannidae. The annotation marks the transcript as partial. The transcript is spliced from 8 exons. Gene Ontology annotation, biological process: actin filament organization; vesicle transport along actin filament. Gene Ontology annotation, molecular function: actin filament binding; ATP binding; microfilament motor activity. Gene Ontology annotation, cellular component: cytoplasm; myosin complex; vesicle. The record is from RefSeq and is a predicted model, not a curated record.